Ramularia collo-cygni is the source of this 843-nucleotide messenger RNA. RefSeq names its product related to dehydrogenases with different specificities (related to short-chain alcohol dehydrogenases). The record is from RefSeq and is a predicted model, not a curated record. The transcript has 2 exons. Gene Ontology annotation, molecular function: oxidoreductase activity, acting on the CH-OH group of donors, NAD or NADP as acceptor. Bases 1 to 843 code for a protein of 280 amino acids. Lineage: Eukaryota; Fungi; Ascomycota; Dothideomycetes; Mycosphaerellales; Mycosphaerellaceae.
AUGGCAAUCUUCGAUUACACGAACAAAGUUGUUCUUCUAACCGGCAUCGGAGCCGUGGGAGAAGGCUACGGAAAUGGAUCUGCCAUGGCAGCAGCCAUGGCUCGUCAAGGAGCUACGGUCUAUGGCUGUGACAUCAAUCUAGCAGCAGCGAAUACGGCGGCCGAACAGAUCAUGAAAGAAGAAGAAGUCAAAUCGAGAGGGAACCAGGUGGAGGUUUUUCAACAACCGACUGACGUCACAAAGAAAGAUGCCUGCAAAGCUUUCGUCGAGGCAUGCCUGGCGAAACAUGGCAGGAUUGACGUUCUUGUCAACAAUGUUGGGAAAAGUGAGCCAGGUGGUCCUGCUGAGAUGACAGAGGAAGUGUGGGAUGCACAAAUGGACGUGAACUUGAAGAGUGUCUAUUUGAUGUGCAACCUAGUUCUUCCCAUCAUGGAGAAACAGAGCACCGGCGGCUGUGUUCUCAAUGUUGCCUCAAUCGCCGGGUUGAGAUAUAUUGGCAAACCUCAGGUGGCCUAUGCAGCCACCAAGGCUGCAGUCAUCCAUUUCACCAAGACGACUGCAGUCAUCUACGCACAACGGACAGGAGGCAAGGUCCGGUUGAACACCAUCGUCCCUGGGUUGAUCAACUCGCCGCUUGUUUCUGUUUUGGCAAACAAGUACGCUGGCGGCGAUCAGGAGGGAUAUCGAAAGGUCCGCGACAAGCAAUCGCCAACGGGAAAGAUGGGCUCCGUAUGGGACGUGGCUCACGGCGCGUUGUAUUUAUGCUCAUCGGAGGCUUCCUAUGUGACCGGCCAGGAGCUAGUUAUCGACGGCGGGGUAGUAGACAGCACUGGUCAUCCAUAA